AGUGCCAGAUCAGACUUGAGGGCAGUAGGGAGUGGUGCAGGCAUAGACAGUCAAAAAUAACUGGUGCAGAACAUUUUGUUUUUCUGCUGGAGCUGGCAAACUUUGCGAGCAAAAAUGUCAAGGGCACAUUGAGGCGCUUCAGUACUGACUUGACCUAAUUAAGAGGUGCCGUAAAGAAAGCUUAGUGGAUAUAGACACUGCCCUCUUGUUAUCCAGUGGAGCUGAUCAACUGCUGGAUUGGACUCUGACCUACCUAGAAGCCAUGUGAUUCCCAUCUCUGUGUGUACGCACCAAUAGCCAAAGGAGGUCUGUCACUUACUUCUAUGUAGAAUGACAGCAAGUCAUAUUCAGCACCUCCAGGGACUGAAGAAACUUGUAUGACACACAGCAGAGGUGGAACGACAGCUUCAUCUUCUUCAAACUUUCUUCAGACUGGUCUGGCAGCAGUAUGGCUCUGCUCAUCCACAUGCUGGCCUGUGCCUUUGGUCUGGGCUCUUGGGUGGCGGUGAACGGUCUGUGGGUGGAACUGCCGCUCAUCGUCAACACUCUCCCGGAGGGCUGGGAGCUCCCAUCCUACCUGACAGUCAUCAUCCAGCUAGCCAACCUGGGGCCUCUGCUGGUCACCCUCAUGCACAAGCUGUGUCCGGGUUGUCUUAAAGAGCAUGUUGUCAUUUACUCCAUUCUCUGCAUCGGUGUCCUCUCCUGCAUUCUGCUCGCCUUCUUUUGGGACAAGACCACGAUAGUGGCUGGGGCAUUACAUAGCACUGCCUUCUUCAUCAUCACAAUCUUCCUCUCUCUGGUGGACUGCACCUCCUCAGUCACCUUCCUGCCUUUCAUGACACAGCUUCCAGCGAAAUACGUCACAACGUUCUUUAUUGGAGAAGGGCUAAGUGGUUUCAUUCCUGGCGUAGUCGCUCUGGCACAAGGUGUGGGCAUCGCCAAAUGUGUCAACUCCUCUCACACUCCAGGAAACCACACAGGCAUGUGGUCAUUACAUACAGAGUAUCUUCCUCCCAACUUUUCCACAGAGGUGUUUUUCUUCUUCCUUGCAGCCAUGAUGUGCAUAAGCCUGGCUUCUUUUGUUGCACUGAACAGGCUUCCUGGGACAUAUGAGCUGUCCACCGAAAACCUCACACCAGACAUUGCAGUAUCUGUCAGCUCCGGCCUGGAGAACCCUGGAGUAGAGACUGAUGGAGAGGGUGUGAAAUGGCAGGGAGAGGGAGCAGCACAGAGCAGACUUCUGCUGCCCAGCCCAAAACACUCUGUGUACCAGCUGACCGUCAUCUAUUUUCUGGUGGUGUGGGUUAAUGCUGCAACCAACGGCUUGCUGCCCUCUGUGCAGACGUACUCCUGUAUGCCCUACGGGAACCUGGCCUAUCACCUCUCUGCUGCUCUGUCGUCAGUGGCCAACCCACUGGCUGCCACCAUUGCAAUGUUCUUCCAAAACAGGUCACUUGUCGUUCUUGGCGUGCUGACAGCGUUGGGGACAGGAUUUGGCAGCUAUAACAUGGCUAUGGCAGCUCUGAGUCCAUGUCCUUUGCUUCGAGGGUCUGUGGUGGGAGAGAUAAUCAUUGUGCUCUCAUGGCUCUUCUUCACUGGGACGCUGACUUAUGUCAAAGUAAUGGUGGGUGUAAUCCUGAGAGACCGGAGCCACAUCGCCCUGGUCUGGUGUGGAGCUGCAGCACAGAUGGGCUCACUAGUUGGCUCGGUCACCAUGUUCCCGCUGGUUAACAUCUACCGACUGUUUCAGUCAGGAGACUACUGCAGCACUAAAUGUCCUUUAUGACAGUUAAUAUGAAAACCACAGUACUAAAGAGGCUAGACACACUUUAGUUUCUUGUUAAUUAUGGUGCAAGAGGUGGUUGUGAAUUAGCUUGAUUUAGGAUAAAGACUGGAAGCAGGGGUACAGAUUAAACAAAGAAGAUAAAACAUGUUAAUUAGUGAGCUUUAGUGGUGCUAGUAGCAGAUGUUUACAUUGGACAGGGUCAGGCAGCUGUUUCCCUCUGCUUCCUGUCUUAAUGCUAAGCUAAGCUAACUGGUUGCUGGCUGUAGUUUCAUAUUUAGCCUAUAAAAAUGAGAGUGGCAUCAAUCUUCUCAUCUAACUCAUAGCAAGUGCAUUUCUUAAAAUAUACAAAUACUCAAGAGGUGCACCGUUCCAUUAGCUUAUGACCAAAUCGGCUUUCAGCUUAAUUGGCAUGACCGGUGACGGUCAGGCUCACAUGUCCGAUCUUGUGUCAGCUACAUUUACAUGUAUGCAUAGCGGCACAGAUAGUAACUUACUAUUGUCACAGCCACACACACAAGCACAUGCUAAAACAUAAUAACAUGGUAAGUCCAAAAUAAGCCAUGUUUCCCCACACACAGACUUUACUUGGGUGGACUGCCCAGGUAUAUUAACUGACGUCAACGUUAAUUGUUAUUUUGCACAGAGAGAGAGGUGUUAUCUGGUAUAACAAGGUAUAAGGUAAAUUUAAUUUAAAUUUUUUAAAUAAUUUUACAACAGGGUUGUAAAAUGAAAUGCAGUUAGUAGUUCUCCUCUGCUACAAAGCAGACGAUAUAUACAAAAUCUACUUUGCAUAAAGCAGUGCUGAGGAUGAAUGUGAAUUUAAGAGUCUCAUAGCCUGGGGGGGAAAGCUGCUCUGCAGUCUGGUGGUUCGACAGCAGAUACUUCUGUAUCUCUAUCCAGAUGGCAACAGGAUGAACAGGCUGUGGCUGGGGUGGGUACUGUCCUUUAGUAUCCUUUGGGCUCUGCGUAGGCACCUCCCCUCAAUAUCACUGAUGCUCGGGAGAUGGCUACCAAUGACCUUCUGAACUGUUUUAAUCACCCGCUGCAGAGCCCUCUGGUCCUGGGCCGUGCAUAUCCCAUGUCAGUUGGUGAUGUUUCCAGUCAGGAAGCUUUCUAUUGCUCCUCGGUAACAGUUGACAAGAAUUUGGCAUGGGAAUUUUAGCUUCUUAGGUUUUCUUAAGAUAUACAGCAAUUUAUGAACUUUCUACACCAGCAUGAAGAUGUGAGAUGACCAUGUCAGGUUUUCUUUGUGAUGCUGAUUAUUAUAAGGUAGGCUGAUUAUCUGGUAUUAUGUUAGAAGAUGCAGAUAGGUGGAUAUUUUACAAGCAUGGACCAGAUAAAGCAAUAGUGAACACACCAAUUAGUGCAGAUGUCAUUAACAACAAGCCUCCUCCACACGUGGCUCACCUGCUGCUGUGAAAAGGGAAUUGCAGCUGGAAAAAUCCAAAACGUUUAUAAAACAUAAUGCUGAUGAAGAAAGUCAACAGAGCAGACACAUUCCGUGAGUGAGGAACAGAGAUAGACAGGUGUAGGUGUGUCUGAAGGGAAAAGCAUGGUUAGCAGACCAUCCCCACCACACAGUCAUUCUGUAGGAAACACUGAGCCGUGUUAUACUGCAAUUUAUUUUCAGUUGGAUGUUAUUUGUAAAGAAAAGCUCUGUCCAGCAGCCUAACCUGCAGGACUGAUUUAUAUUGAGAUGUGUUUGGGUGAGAGAAGGUCCUGUAACUGUGGCAGCAUGUCAAAUGGAAGGAGGACUUACCUUUCUGUAACAGUCAGUGUUUUAUUAUGAAUGUACAAUUGAACGCUUACGCUGGUGCGAAUGGGAAUCCAAAAAAAGAAAUUAUUUUCCAUUAAAGAAAAGUUUAAACACUUUUUGUGUACGCUGUCAAUUAUAGUUCUUAGAAAGAAACUUGGAAUUGGCAGGUCAGACCUUUAAAAAUAUUGGAAAUUAGAAUCAGCCAGUAAUAUUGCAAUUAUUACACCAAUCUUGAGACUGUCAGCUUGUUUGCCCACUAGAUGGCGCAAGCACCCUUCUGUAUAUCACAAACCUGUCACUCCACACCCUGCAGGCACCCAGUGACCACAAGGCCUGGAAAUACAUUUACACUGUGUAAAUGAAAAAAAAAAAAAAAUAAUUAUACAAUGUUAGCUAUAGAUUUAAUCCUGACAUUUAUACACCUAUUAUAUGGGAUGUUUCCUUUGCAAUUUAAACAUGCAUGUAUAAAAUGAAAAGCUAAUAAAAACAGGUUGUUGAUGCAU
Messenger RNA from Micropterus salmoides (largemouth bass), 4045 nucleotides. RefSeq names its product solute carrier family 52 member 3 (gene slc52a3-1). Gene Ontology annotation, molecular function: riboflavin transmembrane transporter activity. Bases 449 to 1786 code for a protein of 445 amino acids. The record is from RefSeq and is a predicted model, not a curated record. The transcript has 4 exons. Gene Ontology annotation, cellular component: plasma membrane. Gene Ontology annotation, biological process: riboflavin transport. NCBI's taxonomy places the organism in Eukaryota, Metazoa, Chordata, Actinopteri, Centrarchiformes, Centrarchidae.